CGGUCAUCACUAUUAAUGCGCACUUUCUAGGAUGGGAACACUCUGCUGCUACCAGCCCCCAUCACUGAAGCCCGAGAAUAUCACCCGCUGGAUAUUCGCGACUUGUUUGGAUCUGUUAACCCUUCCUGGGCUCGGCGAUCUGUUUUUUUUUGCUUUUGGCGAUCAGAUUGUGGAUACUACACCAUGUCAGUGCUACCUUCUUUCGGUUUUACUCAAGAACAAGUGGCUUGUGUCUGCGAGGUCCUCCAGCAAGGGGGCAACUUAGAGAGGCUGGGCAGGUUCCUCUGGUCCCUUCCAGCCUGCGACCACCUCCACAAGAACGAGAGCGUCCUGAAAGCGAAGGCGGUGGUGGCUUUUCACAGGGGCAACUUCCGAGAGCUCUACAAAAUCUUAGAGAGCCACCAGUUCUCGCCUCAUAAUCACUCCAAACUGCAGCAGCUCUGGUUAAAGGCCCAUUACAUCGAAGCCGAGAAACUGCGGGGCAGGCCCCUCGGUGCCGUGGGCAAGUACCGGGUCCGAAGGAAAUUCCCCCUUCCCCGGACCAUUUGGGACGGGGAAGAGACCAGUUACUGCUUUAAGGAGAAGUCGCGGGGUGUCUUGAGGGAGUGGUACGCCCAUAACCCUUACCCAUCUCCGAGGGAGAAGCGGGAGCUGGCUGAAGCUACUGGGCUCACUACUACUCAGGUCAGCAACUGGUUUAAAAACAGGAGGCAGAGAGACCGAGCAGCGGAGGCCAAGGAGAGGGAAAACAAUGAAAACACAAAUACUUCUGGCAAUAAACAGAACCAGUUGUCCCCUAUCAACCGUAGUAAAAACCUGAUGUCGAGUUCCGAUGAGGAAUUAUCACCGGCCCAGAGCCCAGACCACUGCUCCGGGAGCCCUGUUUUACUGCUGCCGGGGAGUCUGAACCAAUCUGUGGAUUCCACCUUCUCUCUUCACGGCCUGAGCUCUUCACCAGGCGGCCACGCUGGCCCAGUCCAUCCGCAUGGACUCCAGGACUCCCUGCUCGGCACUCUAACGUCCAGCCUGGUCGAUCUGGGAUCUUAAAAGAGCAAAUCGCCGCUGGACAGCCCCAGUUAUGAACUGGUCAGACACUCCAAUGCUGUGCUGUGUAAAUAAUUGAAAGGUCUUGUCGAAGUUAUGGAAUUUCAACUGAUGGUACUUAAUCUGUGAAAAAGGCGAGAUGCUCUCCUUUAUUAGAAAGAAAACCCGCCUUCAUGAACUGCUGAGAGGCUUGAUAUCACACUUAAUGCUCUUCAAAUCUUUAUACUCUCCCCCACUGCACAAAGGGCGUUGCAAAUGAAACAAAACGGGUGGCAGAUCCGUGCAUCUGUCAGAAUCAACCUGGAUUAUCUCUCGUUUUCGUUCGCUGUUUGCUAUACCUUGAGAUUUACUGCUCGCGAAUCUGAAAUGAGACAUCGAAUAGGAUGAACGGUCUCUAACUGCAGAAAAUAAACAACUCCACUCAAUAUCAGGCGAAGUUCAGGCACAGAGGCGACUCGAAGUUUACAUUGUCAGUAGCGGUGGAUGGAGAGUAACAUGAAAGUAGUUUAUAAUAAAAUCCAAACAUGUGAAAA
Carcharodon carcharias (great white shark) is the source of this 1577-nucleotide messenger RNA. Its product is annotated as homeobox protein six1-like. Gene Ontology annotation, molecular function: DNA-binding transcription factor activity, RNA polymerase II-specific; RNA polymerase II cis-regulatory region sequence-specific DNA binding. Gene Ontology annotation, biological process: regulation of transcription by RNA polymerase II. Bases 184 to 1047 code for a protein of 287 amino acids. NCBI's taxonomy places the organism in Eukaryota, Metazoa, Chordata, Chondrichthyes, Lamniformes, Lamnidae. Gene Ontology annotation, cellular component: nucleus; transcription regulator complex. The transcript is spliced from 2 exons. The record is from RefSeq and is a predicted model, not a curated record.